Molecule: messenger RNA, 1246 nt
Organism: Sphaerulina musiva SO2202
Lineage: Eukaryota; Fungi; Ascomycota; Dothideomycetes; Mycosphaerellales; Mycosphaerellaceae
Product: Ctr copper transporter
Exons: 3
Coding region: 126-605 (159 amino acids)
Biological process (GO): copper ion transmembrane transport
Cellular component (GO): membrane
Molecular function (GO): copper ion transmembrane transporter activity
Source: RefSeq, a predicted model, not a curated record
CCGCCGUCUGGAAUUCCUCCAAAUUGCACUCACUCACUGACGAGAACAACACAACCUUCCUCCCAAAAAAAUCAUCACAAUCACCACCGUCCACCAAAAGAAACUCCACCAAAACAAAACAAAUAAUGGACCACUCCCACAUGGACCACGGCAACAUGGGCCACGGCGAUAUGGGCCAUGGUGAUAUGGGCCACGACGCUCCCAUGUGCAACAUGAAUAUGCUCUUCACUUGGGACACGACGAAUCUCUGCAUCGUGUUCCAAGGCUGGAGAAUCACGAAUGCGUGGUCGUUGAUUUAUUCUCUCGUGCUCGUGGCUCUGCUUACGGCGGGUUAUGAAGCGGUUCGAGAAGCAAGUAGGAGAUAUGAUGAGGGACUUGCGUUGAGGUUGCAGAAUAUGCCUCGAAACUCGGUCGCGGCAGAGGAGAAAAAGGGCAAAGUCGUGAAAGCGCUCUUCUACGGUCUUCAAGUGUUUUAUUCCUUCUUCAUCAUGCUGCUGUUCAUGACAUACAAUGGCUGGAUCAUGAUCUCUGUCGGUGUGGGCGCUGUGAUUGGCUAUUUACUGUUUGGAAGCGGGAGUUCGAGCAAGACGGCGGCUUGUCAUUGAAAAAACAAAAAAGAAAAGACUGGCAGGUAAUGUACCUUACCUCAGGUACGCACGCUACAACUUCCGGCCAGCACAACACAAUUUUGUUUUUCGUUCUUCUCUCACGACCUGAAUACGAGACACUUACGAUAUCUCUCCCUUGUUUUUUAUUCUCUAUUUCCUCUUUUUUCUUCUCUUUACAGACCUCUCCAAGAUACCUUGGCGAUGUGAUCUACCCUCUUUCUCGUACCUUUUACAAGACCCAGAUAUCGAAGCUCUGCCAGAGCUCUUUGAAACAACGCCAUCGUGUUCGAUUCGCCGUCAUUGUCGUCGUCGUCGUCCUUCGCAAUGACAGUCUGGAAAGCUUUCCACAAGUCAUGUGCGUUGAUGAGGCUCCCAGAUUCCAAAUACAAUUGAUACAAGAUUGCCGUAGCAGGUUGCGUGCCCGCCAAAGUCGCUGCAUCCUCAUCGUCGCCCGGAUCACAGCACUGACAAUCAAGGUAAUCGUGCGGUGCAGCAAGAGCGCGUUCGACGGCAUGUCGAGGCCGAGGCGUAAAGACUUCGCGAUGCGGUGAUUUGAGAUCGUAGACGAAAAUUUCGUUGAGAACGACUUCUUUCGAGCCUACGAGGCGGUCGGCGAAGAAGGCAUCGAGCAGAUCUGA